Messenger RNA from Oncorhynchus masou masou (cherry salmon), 1593 nucleotides. Its product is annotated as sperm-specific sodium:proton exchanger-like. Gene Ontology annotation, molecular function: voltage-gated sodium channel activity. The record is from RefSeq and is a predicted model, not a curated record. The transcript has 12 exons. Lineage: Eukaryota; Metazoa; Chordata; Actinopteri; Salmoniformes; Salmonidae. Gene Ontology annotation, biological process: monoatomic ion transport; transmembrane transport. The coding region runs from base 1 to 1593 and encodes 530 amino acids. Gene Ontology annotation, cellular component: plasma membrane; voltage-gated sodium channel complex.
AUGAGUGUUCAGGAUGUCAAGAAAUACUGGGAGCUGAAAGGGUUUUUUGUGUCUCUUCGGAGGAGUCUAGAGGACUGGCUGUACAAUGUCAAGCUUGAUAAACUUAAACCAUCAAGGAAUGCGAUGCUCAAGCGAUGCUACCAGGUUGUCUUCAGCCUCCCCUUUGAGUAUUUCAUCUACGCAUUGAUUGUCCUCAACAUCUUCCCCAUCAUCCUGGAGUUCAUCCCAGCGAUCAGUGAAAAACAUAACCUAGAACUCAGUAUUAUCAACUACAUUUUCUUCAGCGGCUAUCUUGUGGAGGCUAUACUGAAGGCUUUGGCCAUGAGGAAGGCCUAUAUCUUCAAUCACUGGAACCAGUUUGACCUCUUCAUUAUCGUCUUGGCUUGUGUUGACAUAUUCCUGGACCAUUAUUUAGAAACCACAGCAUAUGUUGUCAAUAUUCACAUGAUAAAAAUUGUGAAGGUGUCUAAAAUGAUCCGCCUUACCAGGGCACUUCGUUUGGUGAAGAUCAUCAUUCCCAAGCUCAUAGAAAUCAUAAACCGGCAGAUCCAUAAGCAGCUCAGCUUUGGGUAUGACAUCGGGAAAGGCUAUGUCAUCGGAGAGGAGCACAUAAGCAAGAUCAUUGACCAUAUCUCUGAUGACAAAAGCAUAUCUAAGAAAUUGAAAGUAAUACUGGAGAGAAACUGCCAGCAGGCUGUCAGGGAGAUUGGCUUGCUGCAGAGAGACCAUCCUGAGAUUGCCAUCUCGGUGAAGACCAGACAGGCCAUACGAGCCGUGCUGAACAGUGAGAGAGACGCCAUCCAUACACUAGUGUCCGGGGGGCUCUUAGAUGACAUAGAAGCAUCAAAGCUGGAGAAGAUGAUUGAAAUAAAAAUGAAGAAAUUGAUCAAAUUUCCACCAACAAUCCCAGCAGCAACAGCAGAGGAGCUUUUGCAGAAUUUGCCUUGGCUGAACAAAGACAGCACCCAGAUUCAGUUCAUCAAGACAGUGGCCAAGCUUCUUUUCUUUGACUUUGGAGACACCAUCAUACAAGAAAAUGAUGACCCUCAAGGAAUACACUUGAUUGUCUCUGGCCUGGUUAAGAUGACUGGAGGAAGCCCAAACCUUGGAGGCAAGAGGCCCAAGGAGAAGACCAGGCUGACAGACUACAGGAGCUGCGGGGCCAUCAUGGGAGAACUCAACUGUCUCACCCAGCAGUCUAUGGAGAUGACGGUCACCUGUGAGACAGCCACUCAGACCUGCUUCAUUGCUAUUGAAUCCCUGUUUGAGGCGUUUGAUGUUUUCCCUGAGUUCCCGUCUCUGGAGUAUAUGAUCUGGCGCUCCCUGGCAGUGAAAAUCAGCACCAGCACCUUCAUGGAGCACAUUAGCUAUCAGGGCUGGAGUUACCACAGGAUUUGUUCUCAUCUGGCCCGGGCCUAUCUGGUAGACGUGGAGGUGAACAGGAAGUUUGACGUGUACGACGGCACCAUGGAGGACGUGGUGGUGAUCUAUGGGAGUUGUGAUGACCUCGCGUCCCAAUGCUCCUACAACGCCCCAGCUCUCAUCAGCAGGACUACUCACCAGCAUCUAGAGAUGAUCGAUCAGGGCUGCUGA